Messenger RNA from Bicyclus anynana (squinting bush brown), 711 nucleotides. Its product is annotated as migration and invasion enhancer 1. The record is from RefSeq and is a predicted model, not a curated record. The transcript is spliced from 3 exons. NCBI's taxonomy places the organism in Eukaryota, Metazoa, Arthropoda, Insecta, Lepidoptera, Nymphalidae. Bases 124 to 435 code for a protein of 103 amino acids.
UGACAGUUGUCAUUGUCAGAAUUACACUAAAAUUACACUGAAAAAUGAAAAUUUACAAAUAAGAAUUUAUGACAUACUUGCCACAAAUUCCGCUGAAUUUAUUUGAUCAAAUAUUUAAAUUAUAUGGCCGAUGAAAGCCUACGUCAUAUACCAAAAGUAGAGAUCGAGUAUUGUAAAGUGUGCGACUAUGGAAGUCAUUGCUUAAGUCUUGCCAAAACAAUUAAAAGUAUUAGUCCAGAAGCAAUAGUAAUUUGUAACAAAGGUAGACAAGGUUCUUUUGAAGUGGUGGUCAACAAUAAACUGAUUUAUUCAAAACUACAAACAAUGGCUCUACCAGAUUAUGAGGAAGUGGCAGGCGUUGUUAAUGAAGUACAGAAUGGCGCAGAGCCAAGGGAGAUUAAAGGAGAACAACCAAUAAACUGCACUAUAUCAUAACAUUUAAUAAAAUAUCACAACACCAUUUCCCUUAAAAAUAUAAAAACAAAUUAAUAACAGUGCUCAAAUAUACUACAUUAGUGGAUAGAAUGGGAUUAUGCCUCUAUUCACUACUAGUACUAACUGAAAAUAAAAAAAAACAGGCUUCAUGGGUUACCAAUCCUUUUCUCUAAACACUCUAGUAUGUAGAUAAUGUUGUAGAAAUAAUUAAGUUAUUAAUGUUCAAUGAAAAAAAAUAAUUAUUAAAAUAAUAGUAAAUAAAUAUCAUACUAAUAA